Messenger RNA from Eruca vesicaria subsp. sativa (arugula), 303 nucleotides. The record is from the annotation of a GenBank genome assembly. Lineage: Eukaryota; Viridiplantae; Streptophyta; Magnoliopsida; Brassicales; Brassicaceae.
AUGGCACUAGUCCGAAAACCUACUGCGUCGUCCUCUUCUGCUCCCCGCGAUGGUACUAAUCCAUGUAAGAUUAAAGUGCAGAUGAUUCGUAUAUGGAAGGGCGAUAAGAAUGAAUCAGACAACUCUGUCGACAUAAUUUUACUUGAUUCAUCGUUGAACUACCUGGAAGCUAGGUCUGAUGAAGUUGCAAUAGUUCUCGAUUUUGCUGUUUUUUUAAACGGCGCAGACUUUGGUCUAGUCGACAAUGUUGCGUUUAGGCAACACUUAGUUUCUUCAUGUAGUGGACCAAAAUAUAAUAACUAG